CAAGCUAAACGACGACAUCUUCCCCUUUGUGCAUAAAUACAACAGCCAAUCGCGCAUUUUGAUUCCAAAACAUUCUUCUAAUCUCAUGAGCAACUAAAUAUCAGAACCUCAUAACAUCUUUUCUCUCAAUCACCAUCAUGGCGCGAAAUAGCGAGAAGGCACAGUCGAUGCUCUUCCGCUUUCGAGCGGCGCAGGCAGCAGACCUCGGUAUCCUCGAUAUUGCACGUACACGUCGACCAAAGGCAAUCACACAGAUAGACUCCAUACCGACCGCAGAAAAAUGGCGAGGUCAAGUGUUGAAGGAAAUCUCGCGAAAGGUUUCCAGGAUUCAGGAUCCCAGUCUCAGUGACUAUCAAAUCCGGGAUCUCAACGAUGAGAUCAACAAACUUAUGAGGGAGAAACACAUGUGGGAGUCGCAAAUUCGGAACUUAGGCGGACCAAACUACAUGCGUGGCGGCGGAAGAGUUUAUGACGAUGAGGGCAGGGAAAUACCGGGUGGUGGGAAAGGUUACAGAUACUUUGGGCGAGCACGUGAACUGCCUGGUGUCAAAGAGAUGUUCGAAGCUGCGGCGAGAAGAAAUCGACCAGAGGAGGAUGAAACCGAGAGCGGGAAAAAAGCUGCUGAUAUGCUUCGCAAACACGUUGAUGCUGCUUACUUCGGCUAUGGAAGGGACGAGGAAGAGGCUGCUCUGGUUGCUUACGAGCAGAAACGUGAGAAGGAAGCGAUUGAAAAUAUGAUCAAGAAUGGAGAGGAUGAUGCGGACGAUGGCUGGGAACCGCUGCCUGGUGAUGCAGGCGAUGGUGUUGAAUGGAGGCUUCCCACACUUCAAGAAGUUCAAGAAGAACUUGUUGAUAGGAGGCGCCGAAGGCUUCUGGACAAGAUCUCAUAGUCAAAUGUUCUCGAUGGGACUUCCGUGUUAAUGAAUACGAGAUAUGCUAUUUGU
Molecule: messenger RNA, 944 nt
Organism: Talaromyces stipitatus ATCC 10500
Lineage: Eukaryota; Fungi; Ascomycota; Eurotiomycetes; Eurotiales; Trichocomaceae
Product: pre-mRNA splicing factor, putative
Exons: 2
Coding region: 138-890 (250 amino acids)
Biological process (GO): generation of catalytic spliceosome for second transesterification step; mRNA 3'-splice site recognition
Cellular component (GO): post-spliceosomal complex; Prp19 complex; post-mRNA release spliceosomal complex
Source: RefSeq, a predicted model, not a curated record